CAACAGGUCGUUUUGGCAACAGGACGUUUUGGCAACAGGUCGUUUUGGCAACAGGUCGUUUUGGCAACAGGUCGUUUUGGCAACAAGACGUUUUGGCAACAGGACGUCCUCGGCUUGGUCAGGUUCAUCGUUCUAACAUCCAAUGGCAGCACAAUCUUUGAGAGACUGGAAAAGCGGUCUCUUUGACUGCUUCGAGGACGCGAGUACUUGUUGCUAUGGCUUCUGGUGCUGUCCUUGCCUCACCUGCACGGUUUCAGGAAGAUUUGGAGAGAACAGUUGUCUCCCCUUAUGCGACAUGUGCAGCACUGCUGUGUUAGCCGCCUGUGGGAUACCUCUAUUUGUUCCCCCCGUCGCCGUGAGUCUGCGGUCCUCCAUUCGGAACAGAUACGGCAUCAAGGGCUCUAUCUGUAAAGACAUCGCCGCUUCCUGUUUCUGUUUGACCUGCUCCUGGUGUCAGAUGCAUCGUGAGUUAAAAGAACUCAAGAAGAACCGCGUGGUCAUCAUCAACACGCAGCCGGCGCCAGUGGUGAUGGGGCAACCCCCUAUGGCUAUGAACCAACAUGGGGUCAUCGUGACGUCAUACUGAGAUUUGCAGCUUCUCCAUACAAAGUUCUGUCUUGAAGGGAUUUUUAAUUCAGAUCAGAUGCUGCUGCUGAUGGUUUUGUUACACAAUGACUUUAGGGUGAAAAAAAGAAUCACAGGUAUAGAUUAAUAACAUAAUAAUAGAUUGGGGCCUCUAUAAUAAAAAAAAUGAUAGUACUUGAUUUCAUUUUUUUUUUAUUGUGAGAAAUACAAAUUGAAGGAAUUUGUCAUUCAAAGCCAAAAGGUGGUUUCAGUUCAAUCUGAAAUGUGGAGGUUAAUCAACCUGAUCUGAUCAAUAAGUCGUAAUUUCACAUUUAAAAUAAAAAUAAUGUAAAUUAUUUUUUAUUUUAUUCAUUCUUAAUAAAUGAUUUACUUAGUUGUUUCUGA
Messenger RNA from Hippoglossus stenolepis (Pacific halibut), 969 nucleotides. RefSeq names its product cornifelin-like. Lineage: Eukaryota; Metazoa; Chordata; Actinopteri; Pleuronectiformes; Pleuronectidae. Bases 143 to 586 code for a protein of 147 amino acids. The transcript has 4 exons. The record is from RefSeq and is a predicted model, not a curated record.